Molecule: messenger RNA, 889 nt
Organism: Pocillopora meandrina
Lineage: Eukaryota; Metazoa; Cnidaria; Anthozoa; Scleractinia; Pocilloporidae
Source: the annotation of a GenBank genome assembly
AUGAUGACAUGGAAGAAGAAAUCAAUGUCUGAUUUAGAGGUUAGACAACUAUGUUAUGAAGUCAGUGCACUGUCUUUUUAUGUAGUGGUUUUGGGUAAUCACCUAGUUGGCUUGCUCGCUUAUAAAGUAGGGGAAAGUGCUCUCAGUACGGUCAAUUGUCAUUAACGUGUUAAUCGCGUUCUCUUUUUCCUUUUUUACAGUGCAAGGAAUGGGGUUUUUGUCUCAGGGACCUGUUUGGACUCGGGCUCGGUACCAGUGACUAUGGCCAUUUAACUGUUGAACAUGCCUCCAUGUUACUUAGGAACUUCAGAUCUUUACGUGACUACAGCAAUCAAGGCUUUGAGACCUCGCAUAAACUGCAAAAGCAGAUAUAUAGCCGGGUGACUAACCACGACAGCAGUGGCGAAGCUUCUUCAUGUAAGUAACAAGUACAAUCGAAUUGCUGUCAAUUGAUAAACCAACAGUGAAAAAAAAAGAAGAAAAAACCUCUUUCUGUUUUCGUUUUAAUAGUUGUAUAUAUCAUAUGGGCUAGUGAAGACGUUUGCAGAAAUUUUCUGUACAACUAUGGUAAAUUCCUCUUGCCAAAAAGCGCUUCAUUUUAAAGCAAGUGUCAACUUUUCGGAAUGCACUGCGAAAUGAGUGAAUUGUAUCCCAUUUUAUACUUUUGAAGAAAGUGCAAGAAUUUUUUCUUUUACUGUUAGCAACGAGAUGAUCAAACAAAACGUUGCCUGUUGAACCGGCAUUUCAUAUAAAAUUCAAUUAAUUAUUAAUGCAUACUUCUGUUUCUUCUUCAGUGGACCAGAUAUUAACUCACCAUUACGCUGAAAGGCUUCUGUUCUUAAGGCUUUGCUUCAGAAAUGCUAAAGAAUGCGCAAGAAAAGGCGGAAAA